GAACAUAACCCAACAAUUAAAUACUAUGUAAGUUUCAAAAAUUAAUUACGAAAAAUGCUAUUUUGUAAAUCAAAUGUAAUCUUCAAGCACGUAAGCUUCUGUAAAUCCUGCAAAAGAAACUACGUAACGCGAAAUGUGAGGGUCAGAUUUGCUCCCAGUCCGACAGGUUUUUUACAUCUAGGCGGCUUAAGAACGGCGCUUUACAAUUAUUUUUUCGCCAGAAAACAUAAUGGUAAAUUCAUUCUACGAAUUGAAGACACCGAUCAAACUAGGAUAGUACCGGGAGCAAUCGAGCAGCUCCAGAACGAUUUACGUUGGUCCGGAAUAGAAAUCGACGAAGGACCCACUGAAGGAGGCAAUUUUGGACCUUACAUACAAUCACAAAGGCUGCAAAUAUACAGAGAUCAAGUGAAUGUUUUAUUGAACAACGGAUCUGCUUAUCAAUGCUUCUGUACAGACAGCCGUUUGAACCUGCUAAGGAAACAAGCUUUAAAACAACAAGAAGUACCUAAAUACGACAACAGAUGCAGGCAUUUAACUCCCGAGGAAGUUCGAAAUAAAAUAGACCAAGGAAAACCCUCGUGCAUACGAUUUAAAAUAAGCGAUAAAGAUGAGAGUUUCGAUGAUUUAAUUUAUGGAAGAAUCACUUGCAAUAUUUCUUUGAAUGAAGGAGAUCCGGUCAUACUGAAAACAGACGGCUAUCCAACCUAUCAUUUAGCUAAUGUAGUGGAUGAUCAUUUUAUGAAUAUUUCUCAUGUUUUGAGGGGGGUUGAAUGGCAAAUAUCCACUACUAAACAUAUACUACUGUACAGAGCAUUUAAUUGGACACCUCCGUCAUUUGGUCAUUUACCUUUACUGAUGAAUUCCGAUGGAACUAAACUAAGUAAAAGGCAGGGUGAUAUUAGAAUAACGCAUUACAAGGACAGUGGUAUAUUUCCUCAAGCUCUAAUUAAUUUCAUAGUACAUUCCGGCGGAGGAUUUACCAAAGAUUUACAGACCGGUUUGAAGCCUCAAAGCUACAGCAUGGAAGAAUUAACAGAGCAGUUUAAUGUAGAUAAAAUAAAUUCGCAUUCGGGGAAGAUUAUGCAGGAUAGAUUACUCGAGUUCAAUAAGCUGGAAUUGGAGAAGAAAAUAAACGAUCCGAAGGAUUUGAAUCGCUUAGUUGGCGAUGUUAAGACACUUUUAAUAAAAACUUAUCCACAAAAAAAAGAAAACAACACCCUACAAUACGACGAUGAGCAUAUAAAAAGUAUACUAAAAUGGGCAAUUCCUAGAAUAAACACUUUAUCGGAACUUACAUCAAAGAAUUUGGAAUUUGUGUGGUUCCUUCCUUCAAACAUGGAAAUUAAAGAAAGUAAUAUCGAAAUCAUAUCUUCAUUCGUAAGAUAUUUGGAAAGCGAAGAUUUGAACAAUGACAGGCUAAGUGGGAUUCUAAAGGAGUUUUGUAAGAAACAUGAUGUUCCUUUUGGCUCGUUUAUGAAGACUGUUAGAUAUGCUUUGAGUGGUUUAAAAGAAGGUCCCAGCGUAGCGGAAAUGAUGUCGAUAUUAGGCAAACGCAACACAUUGGAAAGAUUAGAAAUGUGCAUAAAUAAAUCUAGAUCGUGAGGUAAAUAUAUAUAUUUUUUAUUUGUGAAGGUAUACACAUUUUUUAAAACGAAAUUUACAACAUUUGUAUAAAGUGAACUUAUAAAAAAGAGGGUUUCAAAAUUCCUUGAGUGCUUUCGCUGUACCCAAUAAUCCGCCUUCCUCGCCGCAUAGCCCUCCCGCGAUUGUAAUAAAUACCAUCAAAGGCCGAAUUAUCGUAAAUUGGAUUUGUUGCAAAUAGAUUUCCUCAAAAAUAUUUGUUUUUUUUUUGGAUUGUAUUUGAUGAAAUGCUUACAGAUAACGCGGCAAGGGCUAUUGGCAGAAGAAAGAGUUUAUUAAAGGUUAUAAAAAUAUCAAAAUAAAUAUUAAUACUAUCUACACCUAUGGAAUAUAUCACUAAAAACCUUAAUCCUAGUUAAUAAUGUAAGUUUUCUUAUGCAUCAAAUCGUUCAAGCAAAAUAAGUACCUUUUUUAUUUGGAAGUACACGAAAACUAGGUGGUAUUGGAAGAUGGAAAAUGAGUUCAAGUUUGUUUGCCUGUCGUGCUUGUUCUAAUUUAAUAACAACUAUUAAUUUUCAUUGCGAAAUGAUUUGAAUUUUGCCGGGAAACUAAUAAAAAUUGUAUUGCUCGAAUCUAUUCAAGUUGUACUAAUUUUGAUGAUGAAAUACUAUUUUCAUUGCUAAAUUUGGCAAAUAUUUACGUGAAUGCAGAAGCGUUUGAAAUUUUGUAGCAAAGCCGUUAAUCAAAUCAGUGUUCAUAUAUCCAAUAAAAUAAGUGCGAUUAACUAAUCUAAAACUUUUGCUAGAAUUUUUUAGCAUUCAUUAACAAUUUAGAAACAAUUUUCAACGAUAAAAAUAAGCAAUACAUUCAUUGAUCCGCGUCGAAAAAAAGAAUUCUCAAAUGAGAUUCAAUCAUUUUGUCGUAUAAAAUACAUUGCUUGUAGUUAUUAUUAUGCAUAUUGGAACAAGAUGCGUCAACUUAAAGGGUAAAACAUUAUUUUUUAAAAUACACGUUAAAUUGAAUCACAGUUUUAAGAACAUGCCCUAGCAGGUUCUGCGAAGACAAAACUCAUAUCUGUAAGGUUGACAUGAGAAGGCAAUGGGGUAAAACAAGUUACUUGUCAAUGGGAUUUCGAAUUUCUCGAAUAUUAGGAUGUUGGAGAAUAUUCUACUUCUCACACUAUACCAGGUGUGUCAA
Molecule: messenger RNA, 2781 nt
Organism: Phyllotreta striolata
Lineage: Eukaryota; Metazoa; Arthropoda; Insecta; Coleoptera; Chrysomelidae
Source: the annotation of a GenBank genome assembly